AUCAAGUAGCUACUCUUUAAAUAUAACUCAUCAUUUUGACCUCUUAUAGACAUGUUUAAGAUAAUACUAUAAUACAUUCACCCAGCUAGUGAACUACCAGGUACCUUAUAAAACGGAGCAUACAACGAGCUACAAGUAUGGAAUACAUAGAGGUGACUGGAGCUGAUGUGGAGCCUAUAAAGGAACCAUUAGAAAAAAGCUAUAUCCACGUUGCAUCUAACCAUGCAAUUACAUCUGACACCAUGUAUGACUUGAUGCGCAAUUUGAAGGACAGCGAACAAGAGGCAUUUGUAUUCAUGAAUCCUGACGCAUCUCGCAAGAGCAGCAUCACAUUUAAAAGAUGGGUGGCUAUGUCGGAGAACUUCGCUGUAUCAAUGGCAGAAUUGGGCGUGAACCCUCGUGAUAAAGUUGGUGUGAUCAUACCCAACUGUGAAGAAGUCGUGAUCACUGUUGGAGGGUUAAUACAUUGUGGUGCGCUACCAGUAUUCCUGACAUACGACCUUAAAAGCGGGAAAGACAUAGAGGUUAAAAUCAAGGACACUGAAAUCAAGGUGAUCAUAUUACACAUUGGCGAUGAAGCUCAAAGAGAUCUUGUGCUGAAACUAUUCGGGAAAGUAUUAAACGAUGAAUGUGAUGAUGCGAUGCCUUCCCUGCAACACAUAAUUCUGAUCACGGAUGAUGUUCUAAAGGGUGCUAUCGAUUUCAACGAUUUACUGAAGGAGACAUCUGUUGAGAAGAAAUCAGGAAUACUAUUGAGAAAUGCCAAUAUCUCUAUGGAUGAUGCUGUGUGGAUUGGCCUUACUUCAGGAAGCACGGGAAAGCCUAAGUACUGCCCAAUGCCCAAUAGAGUCAUUAUUCACAUGGCUCGUUGCUUCGGUCUCAGGACAGCUCAUUCCAAAGGCACCAUUAUGUUCAAUGAUCGUCCAAUGUCCUGGGCAGGGGGUGCAGUAUCAUUUACAUUUGCCUUAGCAAAUGAAUACACAAUAGUAACAAUCGAUGUGAAACAAACAGUGAAGAAUUCUGGGCCAGAGACCAUCUUACAGCUUAUCCGGGAUGAGAAAGUAAACAUUGCUCUUUUAAUGCCGUAUCUAAUGUAUGAUUGUUAUAAACAUGGAAACUGAAGAGCGCAAGAAAUAUAGCAUUUCCUCAUUAAAGGUCAUACUCACAGGAGGCCAGAGAAUAGAUCCAGUUCUCAUCGAGAGUGUCAAAACAAUAUUGGGUGUUGGGGUGACUAUUGGCUAUGGUAUGACAGAAGGUGGAGGGAUUACCUGUAUGUUUCCCCAUGCUGACUUCACCAAGCAGCAUGUAACUGUUGGAUACGGGGUUGCCCAUGUUGAGAUCAGCAUAAGAGAUAAAGAUAACAAGAUUGUACCCAUUGAUACCCAGGGGGAAAUAUGCACCAGGGGACCAAAUAUAUUCCAUGGCUACUUUAACGAUGAGGAGAAAACAAGAGAAGUGAUCGAUCAAUAUGGUUGGCUCCACACAGGGGACAUUGGCACUCUAACCAAAUAUGGUUAUGUCACAAUCGUGGGCCGCCUUAAGGAAUUCAUCAAACGGGGUACCGUUAUUGUUCAACCAAGUAAGAUAGAAAAUAUACUCGUUGAGCACCCGAGCAUCCAUCAAGUCCAAGUAGUUGGUGUUCCUGACCCUCGACUUUUUGAGGAACUCUGCGCAUGUAUCAAGGUCAAAGAUGGACAGAUGCUAACUGAGGCGGAAAUCAAAGAAUGGUGUGCUGAAGUGUUUGGAGACUUCACAGCGGAUGGUCUGAACAGUGCACCGAGGUAUUUCCUCAUGUUAGAUGAGAUACCUACACUUAUGAAUGGAAAGAUUGAUCGUAAUGGCUUGAAGAAACUUGCAACAGAAAAAUUUGGACAAUAAAUCAAAAAGAUACUAAAUGACAUUUAUCUAGAUCAUUUCUGAAAGAAAAAUAGGUCAAAGUAGGGUCGAAAUGUUCUUUUGAUGUAUAACAUUACAUCACAACUAGGACGGAUUUUAAAAGGGGAAUAC
Owenia fusiformis is the source of this 2007-nucleotide messenger RNA. Lineage: Eukaryota; Metazoa; Annelida; Polychaeta; Sabellida; Oweniidae. The record is from the annotation of a GenBank genome assembly.